Molecule: messenger RNA, 4251 nt
Organism: Volvox carteri f. nagariensis
Lineage: Eukaryota; Viridiplantae; Chlorophyta; Chlorophyceae; Chlamydomonadales; Volvocaceae
Exons: 16
Coding region: 118-4251 (1377 amino acids)
Biological process (GO): DNA replication; DNA replication initiation
Cellular component (GO): alpha DNA polymerase:primase complex
Molecular function (GO): DNA binding
Source: RefSeq, a predicted model, not a curated record
UGAAGUGCAUAUACCCACCUUUACUUCAGACCUUUGCUCUCUGAGCAGCUGUCGCCUGGCUCGUAUGGAGGCGAAUCUCUACCUUUCUUGAGCACGCAAGCCUAAAGCGUGCACGACAUGGCUACAGCUGCAGGACUCAACCAGCAGGCAGCACUUGAGCGAGCUUUCGCUUCAAAAAAUUAUAGUUUCAGCGACGCUGCCCUCACAGUCCGAGCGCAGCAGCUGACACAGCAGCUGCAGAUUACCCCGGAAUCUUUUGCAAAUCAGUAUGACAGCUUCGCCCUUAUUAGCGACUGGAGCAUGGAGGUAACAGCGCAGCGGCUCAAGGUUGUUGCAGACUACCUGGAGAGUGAGCAGCGCAAGGAGAACUCACGGCCGCGUGGGGCCCCCAGCGGCAUGGGCGGCUCUGCCAUUAAGGCUGUUCCCCAGGCAGCGAAACCCACAUGGGAGGACUUGCCCGACAAGUUGGAUUAUACCACUCCAAGUGCCAAGCGACAGGCAUUGGACCCAGCCUCAGUCAACCCGGGGAACGCAACUAAGCCAUCGGCGGUAGGCGCGGUGAUGGGCACGCCGCAGCCAUCAGGGCUACAGUCCCAACAGCAGCGGCGGGGUGCCGGCGGCGGCGCCGGCAGCAUCGCGACCACGCCGCUUGCAUCUCGGCCGGCAGCGGGCACACCAUCGACGCAGCCGCCCAGCGCAUUUUCGCUGCGUACUAAUCAAGGCCAGCUGGUUGCAGUCCUGAACGACAACCUGCCUGGCCCAGCAGCGUAUACCCAGCAGCGGGGUUCUGGUGUGGUGGUUCGGCAGCUGGGCCAGCCUCCGCUGGAUACGGGGGCCCUGCUGUUCAUGAUGGAGGUGCUGGAGACGAAGGUCCAUGCCCUGGAUGAGCGCAUCAUGGACUUUGCAGACGCGCUCACCGCGGCGACACGGCACUUAGCCACAGCCUCGGGCACUGUCGCAUUGCAGCCACCGGCAACGGGCACGCCCCGUGGCGCAGCUGCCGCGAUUAACACGCCGCUAGGGCUUGCACCGCCGCCGGUGGCAUCGGCGGUGGUGGGCACACCGUCGGCUGCGGCACAAGCCGCCGCCACGCCGGGGGCUCUCUUCACGCCAGGCGGCAGCGGUGCCGCUCCGCCCCAGGCUGCAGCCGCCGCGCCUGGCGUGGCCGAGCCGCUGCAGCACUCUGUGGCCGAUAUGAGCCACCAGCCUGUGUGGGUGGCGGGGCGGGUUUUAGCGGAAACUGAGGGAGCACCCCUAAACUCAGAGAGCUUGUUGCUGGAGGGUUGUCGUGAAGCCAGCGGUGGAGCGCGAGUGCGGCUGGACGUCUCGUGCCUACCAGCCUACAGGCUCUUCCCCGGCCAGUCCAUCUGCGCCUACGGCCUCAACCCCACGGGAGGCAAGUUCAUCGCACAGAAGCUGGUGACGCAUGUGCCGCCACCACCACCACCGUCAUCAACAAUGGUGACGGCGGGGGCCACAGCCGGGCCCAACGGGGCGGCGUCGCGGGAGGGCGGCCUCUCCUUAGUUGUGGCGGCCGGACCCUACUGUCUGUCGGAGGAUCUGUCGUACUCGCCACUGGAGGAGCUCCUGUCGUACUGCAAUGCCCACCCGCCGGAUGUGCUACUGCUGCUGGGUCCCUUUGUGGACCAGGAGCACCCUGGACUGUUGGCAGCUGACCGCACCGCUGAGUCGUUCCUACGUGAGGAGGUGGUGAGGAGGCUGGCGGUGUGGAGGGCCGAGCACCCCGCCGCGAUGGUGGCUAUCAUGCCGGCAGUUCGCGACCUUACCGCGAUGCCGGUGCUGCCGCAGCCACCCAUGACGGCGGUGGCGCAGGCAGUGGGCCCGCCAGACAAGGCUAUUGCCCUCCAGAACCCCGCCACUGUGUCCCUGGGCCCCCUUCUGGUGGGGGCCUGCUCCACGGACCUGCUCAAGGCACUGAGUGCCAGCGAACACAGCCGGAUGGCCCCGGGGACGACUGCUGGGGGUGGGGAGAGGUUGCCGGCUCUGGCAAGCCAUGUGCUCGGGCAGCGCAGCUACUACCCGCUCUACCCGGCCCCACCGGGCACCUGUCUGGACACUAGCCACUACAGCCAGCUACAGUUGCCCGUUGCGCCGGAUGUGCUGCUACUACCAUCCGAUUUGGCGCCGUUCGCAAAGGUACUGACGCCCGCCACGUGGAUGGCGGGGGCCCCGCCGGACUUCAUGGAGGCUGUCAAUCGUACUGGCAGCACUGGUGCAGCAGCGGCAGUGAUGAGUACGGCGCCAGUGGUGGUGAUUAACCCUGGCCGGUUGUCCCGGGGUAGUGCGGGCGGCACGUUCGCCCACGUGGUGGUGUCGCCUGGGGCUGCGCCGGUGGUGGAGAGGACUCGAGUGGAGCCACAGCGGCUUCUGCAGCUACCGGCUUCCUCAGCUGACCAUGCUCCGGCGGGGCUGACUUUUGCUGCCGCGUUUCCCAUUAAGAAACAUGUCUCCCGUGGCACCGGCUUUGCUGGCCGCACCGGCAGCAACUUCUUCAGUGCUGACGGCGUUGUCGACAAGAGCACCGACAACGACGGCGACGCAGACGACACCCGCGGCGGUGCCGGCGGCGACGACUCCACCUGCACUCAGACCUGCUUCACCGGCCUUGCCAUCGGCAGCUCCGCAACAUGUAAGGCCCACGAGUUCGACCCUGGCAUGGUGUACAUGUUGACUGACGCGCGCACGCGUCGUGCGGGGCAGUCCUUCUUUGGCGACCGCACCCGGCUUCGUGCCGCCCUCAAGCGCUACCGCGACGGCGGUAACCUAACCGUGGUCACCAUCGGCGGCAGCAUCACUGCCGGCCAGGGCGCCGUCGACGCACCGUCGUACCCGAAAUGGCUGCAGCACGUGUUGGACGCCAACUUGCCCGACAAGAGCCGCGUGCGGGUGCACAACGGUGCGGUGCCGGGUACCAGCAGCCAAUACAUGUCUUCCUGCCACAACGUACACGUGCCGAAGGAGGCGGACAUCAUCUUUGUGGAGUACGCCGUGAACGAUGACGAGAUGCCCAUGCCGCACAUGAACAAUCAGGUGCGACGGCCGUACGAGAAGUUGCUGCGCAAGCUGCUGGGUUACCCCAACCGGCCCGCCGUGGUGUUGCUCCACGGUUUCUGCUGGUUCCGCAUCCCUGUGGAGAUGGCGGGUCAGUUUUGGAAUAGCGGCGAGCGCCAGCAGUCUGAGUUCGGUCUCUACUACGGGCUGCCCCAGCUGUCCAUCAAGGCAUGCUGCUACCACCACAUGGUGCAAGGCAAGAAGGGCUUUCAGGUGAAGCGCCCGCGUGCCGACACCAACGGCCGUAUCCAGCACGAGAACGGUAUCGACCUGCAACUGAAGGACAUGGCCUUUUACUACGACGUCGUCCACCCGGAUGGCCACACGGGCCACAGGGUCAUGGCCGAGGUGGCGGGACAGCUCAUACUGGACGUGUGGGCGGAUGUCGCCGCUGGCUAUGAGCCCAGCGCUGAGGACCUGAGUGUGUUGAACGCAUUACUGCCGGCCCCCAUGCUGCCCGAUAACCUGGAGUCCGCGGCGGACAAGUGUUUCAUUGGGCCAGCCUUCCAGAACACGAUGAUCGAGACGGACGGCUUUGAGUGGGUUAACGAGGGCAAGUCGGCGCAUCUGCCCAAAUGGGGCUAUGUGGGGGAUGCGCCUGACAAGUACAUCAAGUUUAAGAUCAACACACAGAGUACCGGUGCCGAUAAGAAUGCACAGGUGACUGUGGAGCUGGGCUACCUGCGCUCCUAUGAGAACAUGGGUCGUGCGGCGGUGCAGUGUGAGACCGGGUGUAGCUGCACCCCCUGGAUCCUGGACGGCCACCACGACCCCCGCACCAGCCAGACCUUCCUGCACGCCUUCAAGGCCACUCAGGCGGAGGAGUGCGUCAUCUCGGUGCGCAUUGUGAAGGAAACCACAAGCGGCAAGCACAAGGUCAAGAUUACGGGUGCAAUGGUUUCGGAAGAUCCCGACGCACGCGCGUUCCAGAACUGGGCUGCCUUCGACUGGGUGUCCGUCGCCUCGUCCAAGGAUCCCAAGGGUGUGUUUGAGAUCAGCAACACGGCGCGUAGGGCCCUCGUGGAGCGCCACGCCGCCUCCUCAGCGGACAUCAUGAGGAGGUACCACCAGGCCCUGGAGGCUGGAGCUGCCGCCGCAACCGUAGGAGGCGCGGAUAAUUUCGGAGUCACUGCCGGCGGGGAGCUGAGCGCCGCAGAGGCGGCGGAGCUCUUGGACUAG